UUGAGUAGUUCAUGACAGUCAACUCCUGGUAGGUCUGUCUCCAUGUACCGUCUGACCCUUACAACUGAUCCAGAAUGCAGCUGCACGGCUUGUUUUCAAUCUCCCCAAAUCCUCCCAUGUCACCAGAUUGUUGUGUUCCCUCUUCUUGCUUCCUGUUGUUGCCUGUAUCAGAAUAAUAUAUUGAUAUUUGCAUAUGAAGUAACAAAAAAAAAGGUUGUUCUCUGUCCUGGUACCCGGGUGGUGGGUUAAACUUCCCCUGGGUGUCUGAAGCGUACUUGACUGCGCUGCUCAGCCUGAUGGCAAAUUUGUUCUCAAAGUGGCAGCGUUCAUCAGAGUAGUUUCUUCAGUAGUUCUGUUCACCAGCACAGACAGCCACCACUGCUGCAGUUUUCCUUAUUAAAUCCAUGCUGGCCUCUCUGACACUUGUGCAUAAAAGCAGAUAGAGUAUCAUUCUUGCCACUCUCUAUUUCACAUCAUCUACAAAAUGCUGCACAACCUUCAUAACUGUACCAGAGACUCCUUUUGGUGGCUCUCCAGAUGCGGUCAUUACCAUACCUGAUGUCUCUUCUGAGGGACUUGUGACAGAUCCCACUCAGGAAGGACACACUGUCUCUAGUUAAGUGUGUUGCCCACAUCUAGUUAAGCUAGAACCUUAAUGACAUACUGUCUGCACUGAAAAAGCUCCUGCCUGCCAAUUUGUCUUCAGUGUGUCAAUGCUUUGCUGAAACUAGAUUCUAGACAACUGACCAUGUGUCAGAGUCUUGUUACUUUUGUUAUAGAAUAUGAAGAAUGCUUACUAGUGUUUGCUUACGAACCUGCACAUUAUCACAAGUAAAAAUGGCCUCACAGUUAGUUUGGUGCGAAUGAAUGAACAAGAUAAAUUGCUGUUGGUAUCUUAAAUUACAGCCUUCAGUCAGAAGAUUACUUUAGGGUGUCUUCCAUGUGAGAAGAGUAUUACUGACUAUGCUGUACUACAUGACUCUGUUGGUGUGUGGACUUGAUCUAAGCACUGGUUACUUUAGAGUAUGCAUUAUGCUCAACACCGCCUCUAGACAUCAAGAAUUUACAGACUUUCACAGAAUUUACAGUUAUAUAUUCAUUAAUUAUGUGCUGUGUUCUUGUAAUUUUGCCAAUAAUAAUAAUUGUUUUUACUUGACCAUUUAGUGUUCCUUUACACAAGGAUAUUUGCAUACAAUAAAUAACUUCAUUUCGUAUCCAGUUACUGAUUUUUUGUUCAUUUACUGCUCCAGAAGUAGAUAAUGCCCUGAUGCAAGUCUUCACCUGCUCCUUGUGUCCACUGUCCUAUACAUCUCAAAUUUACCUCCACAAGCACAUCUGGAGAUGCCACUAUGAAGACUAUGUGAGACUGCAGGAAUCAGGGGAGAUUAAAUAUGAGAUUCUAAUUCCCACAAAAGGCUCCAGACGUCAGCCAACAUCAUCUGAUUCUCUCAGUUCUGACACUUCUCACAAUGAUAUACAGAAGGAAAUUCACCACUUCUCAGACUGUGGAAAGAGUUUUAGUCAUCAGGGUGCUCUCCAAGAACACCCGCACGUUAAGAUGCAAGAGAAGCCGUAUCACUGCCCACAGUGUGAGAAAUGUUUUUCUGACCAAAGUAAUAUAAGAAAACAUCAGCACAUUCACACAGGAGAGAAGCUGUAUCACUGCUCAGAGUGUGGAAAGAGGUUUACUAAGAAGGGUAGUCUUCAGAUACACAAGCGCAUUCACACAGGAGAGAAGCCGUAUCACUGCUCCCAGUGCGGGAAGAGAUUUAAUCAACAGAGUGAUCUCCAAAGACAUGAGCGCAUUCACACAGGAGAGAGAUCUUAUCAUUGCUCACAGUGUGCGAAGAGUUUUAAUCAGCAGAGUCAUCUCCAAGUCCAUGAGCGCAUUCACACUGGAGAGAAGCCGUAUAACUGUACACAUUGCGGCAGGAGUUUCAAUCAGCACAGUGAUCUUCAACGACACGUGCGCAUUCACACAGGAGAGAAGCCGUAUCACUGCUCCCAGUGUGGAAAGAGUUUCACUCAACAGAGUAAUCUCCAAAAACAUCAGAGUGUUCAUGCAGUAGAGAAGCCAUAUCACUGCUCCCAGUGUGGAAAGAAUUUCACUCAACAGAAUCAACUCCAACGACACAAGCGCAUUCACACAGGAGAGAAGCCGUAUCACUGCACACAGUGUGGAAAGAGUUUCCCUCAACAGAAUCAACUCCAACUACACCAGCGCAUUCACACAGGAGAGAAGCCGUAUCACUGCUCACAGUGUGGAAAGAGUUUCAGUCAACUGAGUACUCUACGAAGACACCAACGCAUUCACACGGGAGAGAAGCCGUAUCACUGUUCAUGGUGCGGGAAGAGUUUUACUCAGAAGGGUAGUCUUAAGAUACACCGGCGCAUUCACACUUGAGAGAAGCCGUAUCACUGCUCCCAGUGUGGGAAGAGUUUUAAUUAUUUUAUUUUGUUUAAGACCCAUAAGUGCACUAACACAGUGCCAUAACAUGAUUUGAAUUUCUCAAAUUAAAUAUGAGUUUAUCAUUAUGGUUUGGGCUUAAAUUA
This is a messenger RNA of Ictalurus furcatus (blue catfish), 2553 nucleotides long. Its product is annotated as zinc finger protein 239-like. The record is from RefSeq and is a predicted model, not a curated record. NCBI's taxonomy places the organism in Eukaryota, Metazoa, Chordata, Actinopteri, Siluriformes, Ictaluridae. Bases 1268 to 2404 code for a protein of 378 amino acids. The transcript has a single exon.